UCAUUAUUGGAGAAAACAAUUACAGCAAAUCCAGCAAACAACCUUUCCAAUUUCGGCCAUUGAAGUCCAACGAAGGGACUAGAGGCUGUCAACAUGGUUGCAACAACCAGACUAUACGUGAGAGCGGUGUUCACAGGCUACAAGCGUGGUCUCCGCAACCAACAUGAGAACACUGCCCUGCUGAGAAUCGAGGGCGUGGAGAACCGCAAAGAUGCGGACUGGUACCUGGGCAAAUGGUGCGCCUACGUCUACAAGGCGAAGAACAAGAAGAGGCCAGCUGGCUACACAAAGGCCACCAAGACACGAAUCAUCUGGGGCAAGGUCGCCCGACCCCAUGGGAAGAGUGGUGCCGUCAGGGCCAAGUUCAAGGCCAACCUUCCCCCUCAGGCUAUGGGCAAGAGAAUCAGAGUGUUGAUGUACCCAUCUCGCGUCUGAAGAUGUUUGCCAACAUAAGGACAAGCCUAGAGUAAAGGACAUUAUGGUUGUUAAUAAAUAAAUGCAAGGACAAAAGUAAAAAAUCAAAACAA
Asterias rubens (European starfish) is the source of this 527-nucleotide messenger RNA. RefSeq names its product 60S ribosomal protein L35a-like. Lineage: Eukaryota; Metazoa; Echinodermata; Asteroidea; Forcipulatida; Asteriidae. The transcript has 5 exons. Gene Ontology annotation, biological process: cytoplasmic translation; ribosomal large subunit biogenesis. Gene Ontology annotation, molecular function: structural constituent of ribosome. Gene Ontology annotation, cellular component: cytosolic large ribosomal subunit; ribosome. The record is from RefSeq and is a predicted model, not a curated record. The coding region runs from base 94 to 435 and encodes 113 amino acids.